AUGGCUGCUAUGCGGGCGCGGCAAAAGAUUCGGGCCCCUCGUCGGGGCCUGAAUGCAGCCCAGAAUGAUAACUACGACUCUCUUUGGGGCAUUCUCUCCUCUUCGUUGUCUGAAAUCCAUACGAAGAAUGCCUCGACCCUCUCUUUCGAAGAAUUGUAUCGCAACGCAUAUAGGAUAGUGUUGAUGACGCGGGGGCCGGAACUCUACGAAAAUGUGAAGCGACAGGAGGAAAACUGGUUACGAGGCACUGUUCAAAAGCGUAUCACGGAUUCGAUUUCAUCGACCCUUGUUCGUGCUCAAGCCGCAACAGAGAUUCAGGACCAGUCGGAGGAAAGGCGAGCUGCGGGGGAGAAGUUCCUGUCUGCUUUCAAGGAAGCCUGGGAAGACCACCAGCUUUGCAUGAGCAUGAUAACUGACGUUCUCAUGUAUAUGGACCGCAUUGUUUCUCAGGACAAAUCCAAGCCCUCGAUUUACGUUGUCGCAAUGGCCCUGUUUCGCGACUAUGUUCUUCGAGCCCCCAUCCGGGCCGAUUCCCCGACAAGCGUCGCCGAUAUUCUCGAAUCAACGAUUCUCUUCAUGAUCUCUUUAGAGCGAGCGGGUCACAUGAUUGAAAGGCCUCUAAUCAGACAUUGCAUCUCCAUGCUGGAGGGUCUCUAUGAGUCAGAUGCGGAGGAAGGCGAGAAGCUCUAUAUUUCCACAUUUGAACCGGCUUUCCUCAAAACGAGUAAAGAGUUCUACCAGGCAGAGGGACGGCGAUUGCUGGAAAUUGGAGAUGCAACGACCUUCUGCCGGAUUUCCUCCCAACGCAUCGGUGAGGAGCAGGAGCGUUGUUUGUCUACACUUGCUAUGAUGACCGAGCCGAAAAUCCUUGAAGUUCUUGAUAACGAGCUGAUCCGGAAGAAUAUUGACGAGGUCGUCAAACUGGAAGGAACGGGUGUGAAGCAUAUGCUGGACCAUAACCUGCUCGAGGGCUUGCGGAACGUGUACCAACUUAACGCCCGAGUUGACCCGAAGAAGGAAUCUCUCGCCCGGGCUGUCAACAAGCAGAUUGUAGAGCUCGGAAAACAAAUCAACGCCUCGUCUGUCGUGAUCCCGCAGCCAGCCACAGCCACAACCACAGCCACCAAGGAAGCAAAGGAGUCUGGCAUGGAGAAAAAGGAAAAGGGCAAGGAGAAGCCUGUCAAUCAGCAGACUGUAUUGGCGAUUCAAUGGGUUGAUGACAUUCUGGCCCUGAAACGCCAGUUUGAUAUUGUGUGGGAACAAUCCUUUUUGUCUGAUCAAGGGCUUCAGAGCUCGAUCAUGGGAAGUUUCUCUGACUUUAUCAACUUGAAUCCCAGAAGCUCCGAGUAUCUUUCAUUGUUCUUCGACGAGAAUUUGAAAAAGGGCAUCAAGGGCAAGACUGAAAGCGAAGUUGACGCCUUACUGGACAACGGCAUCACAUUGCUCCGGUAUAUCAAAGAUAAAGAUCUCUUCGAAACCUAUUACAAGAAGCAUCUGUCACGCCGUCUGCUGAUGAAACGAUCCGCCAGCACGGAUGCAGAGCGCCAGAUGAUUUCCAAAAUGAAGAUGGAGGUCGGAAACCAAUUCACGGCCCGCAUCGAGGCCAUGUUCAAGGAUAUGACUGUCUCUGAAGACCUGACUGCUGGGUACAAAAACCAUAUUGCUCGCAGCGCCGAUCCAGACCGGAAACCCGUGGACUUGGAGAUUAAUGUUCUUACCAGUACCAUGUGGCCGAUGGAUAUCAUGGCAAACACCAAAGAAGGUGUUGUGCAGCUGCCGUGUAUCUUCCCGCGGGAAAUUGAAGGCCUAAAGCAAAGCUUCGAGAAAUUUUACCUUGAUAAGCACAGCGGGCGAAAGUUGUCCUGGCAAGCCGGUAUGGGGACUGCAGACAUCCGGAUGACUUUCAAGCGAAGCAAUGGCAAAGUUCAAAGGCAUGAGCUGAAUGUUUCCACAUACAUGAUGGUCAUUCUUCUCCUAUUUAACGACCUUCCAGAUGACGAAUCCCUCUCCUUUGAGGAAAUUGAAGAGCGAACGCGCAUUCCCAAGCAUGAUCUUAUUCGAAAUCUGCAGUCAUUGUCUCUUAUUUCGAAGACGCGGAUCUUAAGAAAGGCCCCAAUGAGCAAAGAGGUCAAACCGACGGACCGCUUCUCAUUCAAUCACGAGUUCCAAAGUUCUUUUGUCAAAGUUCGCAUCGGUGUUGUUGCCGGCGCAAAGGUCGAAGACCAAGAGCAGCGAAAAGACACCGAAAAGAAACAGGCCGAGGAGCGUGGUGGUAGCAUCGAGGCUGCCAUCGUUCGAAUCAUGAAACAACGAAAGAAGCUCACACACUCGCAAUUAAUGACCGAAACCCUUACCCAGCUUUCCACCCGGUUCGUUCCCGACGUGGCCAUGGUUAAGAAGCGCAUCGAAAGUCUGAUCGAUCGCGAAUAUAUGGAACGUUUGUCUGAGGAGCCACCCACCUAUGGCUAUGUUGCUUAA
This is a messenger RNA of Penicillium maclennaniae, 2478 nucleotides long. RefSeq names its product cullin family protein. The transcript has 4 exons. Gene Ontology annotation, molecular function: ubiquitin protein ligase binding. The coding region runs from base 1 to 2478 and encodes 825 amino acids. Gene Ontology annotation, biological process: ubiquitin-dependent protein catabolic process; protein ubiquitination. NCBI's taxonomy places the organism in Eukaryota, Fungi, Ascomycota, Eurotiomycetes, Eurotiales, Aspergillaceae. The record is from RefSeq and is a predicted model, not a curated record. Gene Ontology annotation, cellular component: Cul3-RING ubiquitin ligase complex.